CGUCGAUCACGAGGCGGAGCAUAGCAGGACAUCGUCUUGCACGACAUGGCCCGGGGCAGCAGAGGGCGAGGAGCCAAGCGAGGCUCCUUCCCCGGUCAGGGCAACAGGCUCUCGGGUCCUGCAGAGACUGAGCUCUCACCGCAUGCAUUUUUGCCAACACAUGCGCAACGUGUUGCAUCGACGGGACGUGGAGGCUCACGAGGACGAGGCAGGGGCAGAGGAGGCGUGAUGAAGAACAUGCACGCUCUUGCCUUCGACUACGAUGCCCAUGCUCUGACCGGAGGGACGAGUGCCAGACAGCCGUACAAGUCUUACAACGAGUAUCAACCUCAACAGCCAAGCGUGGUCAGUACGCCCGCUCUAUCGCAAGGCGCGUCGGCAGCAGCUUCGGGUACUUCUACGCCGCAUCACUCCGGACUUGGUUUUCCAGCGAGCGCGAUGCCCAGCACACGAGGCAGAGGCGGCCGAAGGCUAGGCGGACAAUCAGAUCGGUUGUACUUGCAGCCUGUCGCCUUUGUGCGAGCUCAGAAACAGGAUCUCGUCCUGUCUGAACGGCCGGAUGGAGAUGAUGUCAACCCGCUCGAUCAGGCUAUGGCAACUGAUCCCGUUCAAGAUCCGAUGCCCCAGCCUGCCGCGACUGCUGAAGAGACUGUCGCUGCAGUGAUAGCGACUGAUGAGUCAAUCGUUGAGCAAGCGCAAGAGAGUACACCCAUGCCAGCUGAGGAUGAAGACGAAGACGAGAUUCUCAUCGUUGAUGCGUCCAUCUCUGUCAAUGUCGCCCAACUGCCAGAAUCAGAGACGGUCCGUGACGUUGACGAGAUUGACGGGCCACCGCCUCUAGAACGAGGCAUCAAGCUCUCAUUGAACCCCAAAGAGCGAAAGCAAGCAAAGAAAGAACGGCGGAAAGCGCGCAAAUCUGCAGAUAGAAACAGGCGAUCAGCGGACGAAAGUAUGCUCGAUGGAGACCGUGGAAGUAUUCCUGGCCGUUCCAGGAGGAGGCGAGGGAGCGACAUUGUCUGGGGCGACGAAUCUUCAGACGAGCCUGUUCUGGCCGAACUCUCCCUCGGCGAUUGCAACGGCAAAAAACAGGAUAUCAUCCUAGCAGACUAUAUUGCCAAUAUCGCCCAGGAGACUUCGUCCGAUGAAGCCGACGUCACGUUUGCGAGUACAUCCACUGGCUUCUUGCAGUCGAUGGAUAAGCCGGUACAUCUUACGAUAGACGAUGUCAAUGAUGAGAUCCAGCUCAGGCGACCCAUCAAUGGCUGGCGUUCAGAGACGGACGAAGAAAAUGAAGACUGGGAGACCGACAGCGUCGCGACGAGCUUGGACGAAGCUAUGGCUCACGCACUCGAUCUUGCUUCUGAUCGAGACGACCAACCCGAUAGCUCCUCCGAAGAGGAGGACGAGGUACCGGUAGCCCAGGUCGUGGCUUCUUCAGACACAUCAGACGAAGAGGAUGAAGACGAAGACGAGGGUAUGUUCAACGGGCAAUCGACGUGGGCCGAUAGGGACGAGGCCUUUAUUGACGACCUGGCACGCUUGCAUGGUUCGUCUCGCAAGGCACAGCGAGACAUCUACCGCAUGGUGCUCGAAGGCGACUUUCCCGUCGAUUUCACGCCUCCCUCGCGCAAAGGCAAAGGCAGCAAGAGCAAAGCGAACAAAGGCAGAGCCAGAUUUGACAGCUCAUCUUCCUCCUCGGACGAAGACUUCGAUGAGCAGUACGAAUUUGAUGAUGCUUUCGAUCAGCAUUUACAAGAUCAGUGGCAAAAGGAUAGAGCAAAGAAAGCAGACUUCAAGCGUCGUAGAGCGGAAGCAAGAGCAGAGAAACAGGGUACCAAAGCGAGCAAGAAAGCUGCAAAACGGGCAGCUCAGUCUGGCUUCACGCCCAAGCUCAACAUGGACAGCAUCAACGAUCGCAUCCGCACUUUCAUCGUCGAAGAUAUCCAGCAAGCUUCGAUCGCUUUCCCUCCCAUGUCCAAGACGGACAGACGAGGUAUUCACUUGCUCGCGGAAGCUUACCAGCUCAAGUCAAAGUCCUCGGGCAAAGGAGCGACUCGUUUCCCGGUACUGUAUCGUACUGCUCGUACAUCGGUCUAUGGCGUCAACCAGAAGAACAUCAACAUCAUCCUCAAAGCUUCUUCGGGCAAUACCACCUUUGAGAAGCCGACGGGCAAAGGAUCUGAGAACAUCAGAGGACUAUUACGAGAUAUGGCCAAGCUCAACGGCGGAAAGGGAUACAAGCAAGCUGCUCGACCUACGCGCAGUCUGGAAGGGACGACGAUCGGGCAAGGUGCUGCCGAACUAGACGCGAGCAAUAUCGGCUUUCAGCUGCUCGCCAAGAUGGGAUGGUCACAAGGCGCUCAGAUCGGUGUAUCUGAUGGCCUGUCUGCACCUCUGACUGCGAUCAUCAAGACGACGAAGCGUGGUCUGGGGUCUUGAGAUACAUGCAUGCCGUGACCUGCUUGCGAGCGUAAAAUGAUUUCUUCC
Mixia osmundae IAM 14324 is the source of this 2487-nucleotide messenger RNA. RefSeq lists its product as uncharacterized. The coding region runs from base 46 to 2439 and encodes 797 amino acids. The record is from RefSeq and is a predicted model, not a curated record. The transcript is spliced from 3 exons. Gene Ontology annotation, molecular function: nucleic acid binding. Lineage: Eukaryota; Fungi; Basidiomycota; Mixiomycetes; Mixiales; Mixiaceae.